Molecule: messenger RNA, 1505 nt
Organism: Microcebus murinus (gray mouse lemur)
Lineage: Eukaryota; Metazoa; Chordata; Mammalia; Primates; Cheirogaleidae
Gene: UCHL5
Product: ubiquitin C-terminal hydrolase L5
Biological process (GO): protein deubiquitination; ubiquitin-dependent protein catabolic process
Cellular component (GO): cytoplasm; Ino80 complex
Molecular function (GO): cysteine-type deubiquitinase activity; proteasome binding
Source: RefSeq, a predicted model, not a curated record
GGCCUAGGAAGAGUUUCGACGUCUCCUGGGUGGCUAGAGCGUCCUCCCGCGCUCCGUCGCGUAGCAGGUGACGGCGCCCGGAGGCUGUCGGGAAGUAGGCGGGGUGACGUGGGGUUGACGAGCGCGGCGGCGGGUUUGCUGAGAUCUGUGGUCGGCCGCAGCCGGUGCUGGGGGCGGCCGCGACCAAGAGGUGGAGAGGGGCGGUGUGAGGCCGGGGCCAUGACGGGCAAUGCCGGGGAGUGGUGCCUCAUGGAAAGCGACCCCGGGGUCUUCACCGAGCUCAUUAAAGGAUUCGGUUGCCGAGGAGCCCAAGUAGAAGAAAUAUGGAGUUUAGAGCCUGAGAAUUUUGAAAAAUUAAAGCCAGUUCAUGGAUUAAUUUUUCUUUUCAAGUGGCAGCCAGGAGAAGAACCAGCAGGCUCUGUGGUUCAGGACUCCAGACUUGACACAAUAUUUUUUGCCAAGCAGGUAAUUAAUAAUGCUUGUGCUACUCAAGCCAUAGUAAGUGUGUUAUUGAACUGUACUCAUCAAGAUGUCCAUUUAGGAGAGACGUUAUCAGAAUUUAAAGAAUUUUCACAAAGUUUUGAUGCAGCUAUGAAAGGUUUGGCACUGAGCAAUUCGGAUGUGAUUCGACAAGUACACAACAGUUUUGCCAGACAGCAAAUGUUUGAGUUUGAUGCAAAAACAUCAGCAAAAGAAGAAGAUGCUUUUCACUUUGUCAGUUAUGUUCCUGUUAAUGGAAGACUGUAUGAAUUAGAUGGAUUAAGAGAAGGACCAAUUGAUUUAGGUGCAUGCAAUCAAGAUGACUGGAUCAGUGCAGUAAGGCCAGUGAUAGAAAAAAGAAUACAAAAGUACAGCGAAGGGGAAAUUCGAUUUAACUUAAUGGCCAUUGUGUCUGACAGAAAAAUGAUAUAUGAACAGAAAAUAGCAGAGUUACAGAAACAACUUGCAGAGGAGGAACCCAUGGAUACAGAUCAGGGUAAUAGUAUGUUAAGUGCUAUUCAGUCAGAAGUUGCCAAAAAUCAGAUGCUUAUUGAAGAAGAAGUACAGAAAUUAAAAAGAUACAAGAUUGAGAAUAUCAGAAGGAAGCAUAAUUAUCUGCCUUUCAUUAUGGAAUUGUUAAAGACUUUAGCAGAACACCAGCAGUUAAUACCACUAGUAGAAAAAGCAAAAGAAAAACAGAAUGCAAAGAAAGCUCAGGAAUCUAAAUGAAGAGGAUCUUUUGGAAUGUAUACACAUUUCUGCUUCUGCACUUAAUUUCAUGGAAACCAUUAAGUAUAAAGAACUUUGAGCAACAUUCUAAUUGGCUCAGUGCACGUUUGUCAAUAGUACCAGUCUGUCUUGUCUUUAAUGCAUGGAUUCAUAAACUUUUUCCCUACCUGCAUCAUGUGCAUGUAGUGCAUAUUAAAUAAAAAUGAUAUUAAGAGUGCUUGCCCAAAUUCCAUUAUUUGACAUUGGAUCUGAGAACUGUUAGUUCUCUGGAUAGCUACCGUAAUGAACCUAGAAAA